Molecule: messenger RNA, 900 nt
Organism: Aspergillus ochraceoroseus IBT 24754
Lineage: Eukaryota; Fungi; Ascomycota; Eurotiomycetes; Eurotiales; Aspergillaceae
Exons: 1
Coding region: 81-644 (187 amino acids)
Source: RefSeq, a predicted model, not a curated record
GGCAGAUUUAAUCUAUAAAAGGCUUGUAAAAUUUAAGCAGCUUUACUAGGUUGGUUGUCAAGUAUUUGCAUUUUAACAAAAUGGCAAACCAAGUGUCCCUGCUUACUUACUUGCAGGUAGCUCUACCCGCUAUCCCAGCCAAUCCUCCACAACCUUCAGGACCCAAUACCACGAACGACUCGUAUAGCUUUCAGGACAUUCACAAUCUUACUAUUUGGGAAGAAUUUAAUUUGGCAAAUAUCCUCCAAACAUAUCAAACUGUCUUGACAACCUCUUCCCUUGCUGCUGAUCCAUUCCCCACCUCUCCACCAAAUGCGAUUAAUUCAGAAAAUCCUCUUCGGCAUAGAAUUACCGAAAUGAUAUCGACACGUUUGCGGCGGGCUCUGCGUACAGGGUUUGCCAGUUUGAGUGCAGUAAAACAAAUGAAUGGUCUUACUAUCCUCUCCUUUGAUGUUGGAGAAGCAGCAAGAACAAUCGGCACAUAUACCCCUGAUAUAGCCUACUUCACUGCUGGGAGUCAGCCUGGUACUAGUUGGAAUCGAGCCCCUGGAGAUGUCAAACCUAGUUGGAAAUGGGAUACGGCGAUGAGCAGCGGAACCAAUUACCAACGCAAAGAAUAUCGCCAAGCGCUGAGUCAAUCAUGAGCUCGUAGUCAUUCGAAGGGUUGACAACAAUGGCAAUUUGCGACUGUCUCGGCCGAUUCCCUGGGAAGUCGGAGGCACAGCGGCACAUCCGCGUUUGACUAUUCUGCUUGCACUCUGGUACCUUGGCAUGCUUGCAGCCAAGGACCAGGGCCCUGGGUGUUGGAAUAUGUGAUAUUUCGUCCAUUUAUUCUGAUGAAAGUGAAGAUGUGGGUUUUUGGGGGCUGACUGGGAGUAUGCUUUUCUUUUCUAUGCACAU